AUGAGUAAACAACUUGUUAGUGAAUUAAACAAGAUUAUAGAAAAGUAUGUCUUGUGUGAUAUGUAUACUAUGGCCGAAACUAGAAGUUUUUACAAUCUUUUCCCAAGUAGUACCCUCGGAAUAAAAUAUGACAAGUGUCAUGAUGGAGCAUGCAUUAACCAACGGCCAACUGCUUCCCUUGUGUGUGAUGCAGACAGCAUUGAUAAGCACUGCCCUCGUCUGAUCGGUAAGUCCGAGAAUCCAAAUUAUUUUAAGAAUACUUACUAUUUUAAGAAUACUUUAAGAACAGUACUUGCAUUUACUGUCACCAUAAGAAAAGCCUGGAUCGACAGCUCGUCAUUUCGCAACUGUCUUCAUCGUUUUAAUAGUCAAAUUGUGGCUCAGAAUAAGCACGUUUAUAGGACACUAGGCAGAUGUACAGCCCAUAACAUACAUGAUCUGAACUUAACCACCAUAAAGAUUCAUGUUUCUCGCCCAUAUUCAACAAGUCGUCUUCAGCCUUUGAAUCAAAGCAAUAUUGCAGUUAUGAAGAGAUCUUAUCACAAGCGACCUGUGAGGGCUGCUAUUUGA
This is a messenger RNA of Stegodyphus dumicola, 570 nucleotides long. RefSeq lists its product as uncharacterized. Lineage: Eukaryota; Metazoa; Arthropoda; Arachnida; Araneae; Eresidae. The record is from RefSeq and is a predicted model, not a curated record.